This is a messenger RNA of Plasmodium vivax (malaria parasite P. vivax), 1059 nucleotides long. Its product is annotated as ribosomal S27a, putative. The record is from RefSeq and is a predicted model, not a curated record. Gene Ontology annotation, molecular function: protein binding; structural constituent of ribosome. Bases 365 to 814 code for a protein of 149 amino acids. NCBI's taxonomy places the organism in Eukaryota, Apicomplexa, Aconoidasida, Haemosporida, Plasmodiidae. The transcript has 3 exons. Gene Ontology annotation, biological process: translation. Gene Ontology annotation, cellular component: ribosome.
AAGCAAUUUUUUUUUUAACCGCAUAUAUAGCAGUAUAUCGCUUCGUACACAAAUAAUGCGCAUCAUAUUGCGCGCAUAUGUAGCAGCGAUGCCGCAGUGCAAGAGCUUAAGCAUAUAAUGUAAUGUAAUGCAAUAUAACAUAAUGUAUAAUUAUGUACAUUUCAUUUUUAAAAAAAGGGAAGGUUAAAAAUGAUUAACGAAUGAACGAAAAUUUUUUAAGCAAAAUAAAAUUGCAUCCAUUUUUAUAUUUAAAAAAAACAAAAUGCAUACUUUUUUUUAAUUUCAUUUUUCUGUACAAUUUUAAUAAACAGGAUUGAAAAUUAAAAAAAAGUUCCAUUUUAUAAUUUUACCAAACCAGAUCAGUAUGCAAAUUUUUAUAAACAUCCCGCAUGAUGACUCCUUAUGUAUUGAGUCAUCCAACGUUAGUAGCAUCAGAAAUGUGAAAGAGAAGAUAUCUGAGUUGAAAGGUAUCCCUUGUGAGGUGCAAAAGCUGUUCAAAAAUGGCCGCCAAUUGGAAGACGAAGAGCUUAUCGAACUUGACGAGGCUGAAUUUGAGUACACCAUAGACUUAACGUUCGGAUUACUUGGUGGUGGCAAAAAAAAGAAAAAGAAAGUUUACAAGAAACCCAAAAAGGAGAAACAUAAGAAGAAAAAGGUCAAAUUGGCUGUACUUAAGUUUUACAAAGUUGGGGACGAUGGAAAAGUGUUCAGAUUGAAAAAGCAGUGUGACAAUUGUGCACCUGGCACCUUGAUGGCUGCUCAUUUUAAUAGGGAAUACUGUGGAAGAUGCCACCUCACCAUUAUGAAAAAAUAGACCAAUUAAUAUAUCGCAUAAGCGUUGUUUAAAGGCGUUUUUUCAAUAAGUUUUUUUCUUUUUUCUUACCCCCAUACGGCUUACCCUUUCCGUUUUCUUUUUUUCUUUUUUUCUUUUUUUCUUUUUUUCUUUUUUCCUUUUUUUUUUUUUUUAACUGCAUAUUUAAAGAACAUACGGUAAAAGGCUAAGAAUUAUGAAUUAACAAUGUUACAGUUUAAUUAGUUAAAGAAUGCACUCCGCGUGUU